Ruditapes philippinarum (Manila clam) is the source of this 2931-nucleotide messenger RNA. RefSeq lists its product as uncharacterized. The record is from RefSeq and is a predicted model, not a curated record. The transcript is spliced from 7 exons. Bases 41 to 715 code for a protein of 224 amino acids. Lineage: Eukaryota; Metazoa; Mollusca; Bivalvia; Venerida; Veneridae.
UUGGCUAUCAAGAAUAAUAUCACUUUGUUUUAUAAACCGGAUGUAUAUUGACAAAUUUCAAGAAGUAACAGACAUGGAGAAUACGGAGAUGAUAGAUGUAGUCAUAUCUUUUGAUACAACGUAUUCUAUGUAUACUUGUCUUGAACAAGUGAAAAGUAAAAUGAAAGGAAUGAUAAGAUUGCUGAAAUCUAAAAUACCAGAUAUCCGUGUUGGCGUCAUUGCACACGGCGAUUAUGAUACAGACUUAUAUCUCAUCAAGUAUGAAGAUCUUACUGCAAAUGCGGACAGACUUUGCUCAUUUGUAAAUGCGGCAGGUUGUAAUGCUGGAUCAACAUGGGAUGAAUGUUACGAGGUAGCUUUACAUUAUAGCAGAACGAAACUGUCCUGGCGAGACAACAGUUCCAGGACACUAAUCAUGAUUGGAGAUUGUCGACCACACGAUGUCGAUGAUCCUCAAAAUGAACAAAAAAUAGAUUGGGAAGACGAAAUAAGGCAGCUACGAGAAAUGAAUGUAAAGAAUAAUGCAGUUCAAUGUCAAAACAGAGCAUAUGCUGACUCGUUCUAUCAAAAGAUAGCAUCGUCUACGUUUGGACAUUAUGUACCACUUAACGAUAUGAACAAAAUUGAAGAGGUGAUUAUGUCAAUUUGCUUCAGAGAAGCUGGACUUGAACAGAGCAUGACAUUGGGGAAUCAAGCAGAAUCUAAAGAUGUAUGAAUGAAAAAUAGAAAUUGAGUCAAAUUAUCCAAAAGCUAUACUUAAUGAGGAGUCCGACUCUGAUGAUGAAGAUGAAGGAAAUGGUAUGAAGUGUCCACUCUGUAAAGUCAAUAAACCUGCCAAUGAAUUUCCAACUACGACUGUGAGCGAAGAAUGUGAACAUGCUCCACUAGAAUGUCUAAGAUGUGUAGUGAAACACGUUAAAGAGACGGGAAAAUGCCCACGUGAAAACUGUGAUAUUGAUGUACAGCCUAAAUGUGGCAUGAUAGAGUUCUUUCAAGCAAAAUUAGACAGGCUUUUUGUAGAUUAUAAUAUCGGAACAACAAGCAAGACUGAUGACACCUGGUUUUGAACUGAUUAGCGUUUCGACUAUGAACGGCGAUACAGAGUGGUUUCCCUUUAGGGCAGAUAUGCAAAUAAUCGAAUUGAAGCGGGAAAUAAACGAGAAACUUGGUGUUAAGGUGAAACAACAGCGACUCAUUUAUAAUGACACAAAUCAUAAAUUUGUUGUUGUUGUUUGUUUGUUUGGUUUUUCAAUACAUAACUUAUGUAAAGUACGAUUUUGUUUCAUAUGCCCUCGUGUUUUCAGAUGAAAUUUUUAUAUAUUGCCGCAUACCUGAUUUAAUUGAAGUAUUAUCUUUUCAUAAUUACUUCAGUUAGUAUUAUUUUGCAAUUUGCUAUAUAUUUAGCUUUGUCGUUUUGAUACAAAUAUGAUUUGCCAUUUAACUUUUGUUAAGGGAGAUCACCAGGCAGAGACAUGAUGAUUCAGCAAUUUCAAAGUUAUUUCUCUUUUUUUAUUACUAGAUUACAUGUAUAAUGUUACAGUAAUCUUACAAUGUGAUUGCAUUAGUCAAUUGUAUAUCGGUAUAUGACCUUUUAUGAUUCUCUUGCUAAGCAAGUUUAAGAUAAAUUGUUAUUGGUAUUGUUUUUGUUAACAUGUGAUUGCAUUAAUUCAUUUGAUACGUAUGCUUCUCUUGUUAAAUUUAAGUUUUAAUGUGGUAUUAUUGGUGUUGUAUUUGCGGCAAUUUUCUCAUUUGUUUAUUAAAAAAAAUCUAGCAUGUAAAUUAUAAACGGAGACCAGCCAAAUAUUCCAAGGAUAUUGUAUACACAUACAUGAACAAGCAAGCGAUAAGAGAUAAAAGUUACUAACAAGUAAGUAUUGUAAGAGAAUAACUGAUGUAUUAAUUGCUCAAAGCCAGUUUAGCAUCGUAACAGAGAUGGAUCAUUCAGCAACUGAUGACAGUAUGCCACAUGUUUAAAAUGUUUAAUAGAUUGAUGAAUUAGAAGUGCAUUAAAUUAGUUUACUUUUUUAAAAAAGUCAACCAGUACUAAACAGCCUGUAUCAAUCAAACAUUUUUUUUUCAAAUUGGCCUAUUUAAACAGCUUUAAGCUAUAUUAUAGAAUUUAGAAGGAAUACUAAAUUUAUAAAACAUGACCAAAUUAUUAUUAUAAUAUUUUUUACUAGAUACAUAUCUGAUAAUUUCAUAUUUUCUUUUUGCAUAUAAGAAGAUCAAAAUCAUUUCUAAAACAAUACUUUUCAAUUCUAAAUCCAAAAAGUACAAAAGAAAUUCGCAAAAUAUCUACUUUUGGAAAAUCAUAUUCAACAAUUAAAUGCAAUGCUUUGAGAUGUCAUAAAACAAAAUCCAAGAUUAAUUUUGUCAAUGCAUAUUGUCACUGAUUAUGCAAGAAAGACGUUUUAUUGCAAAGAAGUAUUUUCUAUAAAUAUGCAAAUUAUGAUAUGCAAACUAGAUGUCACAGAAAUGAUAUAUUUUUUUUAAUAUUCUAGGAUCCUAAUUUUCAUAAUUCCGCGAGUAUCAACCUAGUUGCUCUGAGAAUAUAAUUAAUAAAAUUAUAUUUCUAUCAACAGUCUCGAUUUAUUAUAUUUUUAUGCUUAACUUCAAUGCUUCUGUCGUUUAGUUGUAUUUGAAAACCGGUAUCAAUUACAAGAAACAGAUACAUGAAGAAAGUUAUAGAUUUGAGAAUCCUAGUAACCAUCGGAUAUGUGGCAUUCAUGCAAUAGAUAAAUGCAUGCAUGUUCCUAUUCGCUUUGUGAACGUAUUUGAGAAAGUUCUGCAAUUGCAUAUCAGGAAAGAUCUAACUCAAGGAUAACUUAUGCUUGAAUCGUUAUGAAUGAGUGCCGCGCUUAAAAUGUUUUCCAGUCGAUUUAUUUACUUUAUUGACCACCCAUGUUUCAAUAAGAGUUGGCCUUCUCUGAU